UCUCUCAUAGCCCUUAUCUUCGCCCAGGCUGCCGACACAACCACCGCUAUAACCUCCUCCAGCGACGAGAAACUCGCCUGCGUCAAAGCUACAUGCGGCACUGACCACACAGUCAAGUACAAGACGACUCCA
Molecule: messenger RNA, 132 nt
Organism: Cladophialophora carrionii CBS 160.54
Lineage: Eukaryota; Fungi; Ascomycota; Eurotiomycetes; Chaetothyriales; Herpotrichiellaceae
Exons: 1
Source: RefSeq, a predicted model, not a curated record